Messenger RNA from Pseudogymnoascus destructans, 1596 nucleotides. RefSeq lists its product as uncharacterized. The coding region runs from base 1 to 1596 and encodes 531 amino acids. Lineage: Eukaryota; Fungi; Ascomycota; Leotiomycetes; Thelebolales; Thelebolaceae. The transcript has 2 exons. The record is from RefSeq and is a predicted model, not a curated record.
AUGUUUCGUGACGACUCCUUCCAUCCCUCCUAUUCUCGCCCCCGCCAUUCCCCGCCACCAUCUCCAACAACUCGCCAGGAUGAGGCAAACAACCUCGACGACGUCUUCGGGUCCGCCCCGUCGUCUCCCACUCUGUCCUAUGCCAUGCGAUCUACCCGCAAUGAUGAGCCCUCUGAGGUUCCCCGACUGCGGUCUGCGCAUAGUACUGCUGGAUACCGAGACGGCAUGACGACUGCGAAAGGCACGACAAUUCAAGAAGGGUUUGACGAGGGAUAUGGACUGGGCGCAACUAUGGGCUUGCGGAUAGGUUCAAUUUUAGGGACAUUGGAGGGGAUCUGGGCUGCAGUUGCGAAACCAGACACCAAGCGUGGCCCAGCUCUGGACGAUGGUGGAGUCCGAAUGGGCACUGGAGCUCAACCAGAGACUGAGAGGCUGAAGGCUUUGGUCGUGAAGGCACGCAGUGAUCUACGUACUGAAGGUGUCUUUGGCAGGCAGUACUGGGGUGAGGACGGCAUUUGGGUAUACGACGUACAAGAAAGUGGUGGUGGAUGGAAGGAUGUCGUAGAUUCACACCCCAUGAUUCAGUCCUGGGAGGCUGUGGUCGCAGAAGAGGUGGCCAAGGUCCGCUUAGACACGGGUGUCAUGGACAGAACGGAAGUGAAGAGGUUGGGCGAAGACGGGUUUCAGUCCCCUGAGCUGACAGGCAAUACCGACUUGCCAGGCCGACGCCUCAAUACAACACUCACCCUCUCCAACCUCUCGCUCCUCAACGCCCUCGGCGAUGAAGGGCUCAACAUCUACCUCACCUCCAACCUCGACGUCACCACCCUCCUCCCCUGGCUAACCGGCACAAAACCCUUCCACACGGGCCUCACCUCCUCCACCUCCGCAGCCAUAAUCGCUGUCCCCCGCUCCCCCACCGUCGUCGACGUCUUCUACACUUACUUCUACUCCUUCAACCUCGGUCCCACGGUCCUCGGCCAGCGCCUCGGCAACCACGUCGGCGACUGGGAACACAACAUGAUCCGCUUCCACUCCGGUGUGCCUGAGGCAAUCUGGUUCUCCCAGCACGGCGGCGGGCAGGCAUUCGCUUAUGAUGCUGUUGAGAAGAUCGGGAAAAGGCCGGUGGGGUACGCGGCGAGGGAGACGCAUGCGAAUUAUGCGAGAGGAGGGAGACAUGAUAUGUUACUCCCCCGGACGCAUUUACCGUUUGACCUUUUGCUGACGGAUUAUUCGUGCAACGGGACGUUGUGGGAUCCCAGCCUAAACGCGUUCUGGUAUACGUACGACGCCGUCACCGCGGAGUUCACGGGUGCCGGGGAUAUAGGCGGGGAAGAGGGCAAUCCAGUGGGCGCGAUGGAGUUCAGAGGGCGCUGGGGCGAUAAACAGUAUAAAGACGGGGAUGAGCGGCAGAGCCGGUGGUGGUGGUGGAGGAGGUGGGUGGAUGGGCCGAGGGGGCCGUGGGAUAAGGAGCUUGUGAGGGAGAGGGUGUGUCCGCAUGGCGGGUUUGGGGGGUGUGUGGUGAAGCAGGAUUUGAGGGAGGAGGAGGGUAGGGGGGUGAGGGUUGGGAGUCAGGCUUGGGUGGGGAGGGAUUGA